Drosophila innubila is the source of this 1624-nucleotide messenger RNA. RefSeq names its product NADH dehydrogenase [ubiquinone] flavoprotein 1, mitochondrial (gene ND-51L2). The transcript has a single exon. Gene Ontology annotation, molecular function: 4 iron, 4 sulfur cluster binding. Gene Ontology annotation, biological process: mitochondrial electron transport, NADH to ubiquinone. NCBI's taxonomy places the organism in Eukaryota, Metazoa, Arthropoda, Insecta, Diptera, Drosophilidae. The record is from RefSeq and is a predicted model, not a curated record. The coding region runs from base 59 to 1567 and encodes 502 amino acids.
UAGUUUACUAUUUGUAGUCGGUGAAAUAGAAUCUAUAUAUUUUUUAAAUUUACAAAAUAUGAUCACACAAAUGUUAGCACUAAGAACUGCAUUUUUAAGACGUUUGCCAUGGGAAAGAAAUUCUUCUCUGCUGACCGGAAAUACUGGAAACACCGUUAAAAUUACGGAUGUAAAGGGAAUGAGUAAAGGAUGCACAGCAGAGAGCACGGCAGGAUCAAGCGGGGAUCAACCCAAGGCAAAAAAACCAAUGGAGCCUCCAAAAGGCAUGUUAACGAAUACCAAAACCGACUUUGGACCUCUGAAGGAUUGCGAUCGCGUCUUUCAGAAUCUCUAUGGACGUCAUGACUGGCGCUUGAAGGGUUCCUGCCAGCGUGGAGAUUGGUAUCGCACUGCGGAUUUGCUGGAAAUGGGACCAGACUGGAUACUGGAUGAGAUUAAAAGGGCAGGAUUGCGUGGACGGGGUGGCAGUGGCUUCUAUUCCGGCAUCAAAUGGAAUUUUUUAAAAGAAGUCAAGGCUAAAAACAAAAUACUGAUACUUAAUUGUGCCGAGGGUGAACCGGGUACCUGCAAGGAUCGCGAAAUUCUACGCCAUGAGCCGCAUAAACUAAUUGAGGGUUGUCUGCUCGCCGGUUUCUGCAUGGGCUGUGAGAAGUGCAUUGUCUACAUCCGCAAUCGAUUCUACAAUGAGUCCUGUAAUCUACAAUUUGCCCUGGCCGAGGCAUAUCGCUAUGGACUGCUUGGUUGCAAUGCCUGCGAUGCGGGCAUUAAAUUCGAUAUGCAUAUACAGCGGGGAGAUCGUUAUCUGACCGGAGAGGAGACGGCAAUGGUAAAUUGCCUGAUGGGCAAAUUGGGAAGACCACGUAAACGGCCGCCGUACCUCCAUGAAAAGGGUUACUUUGAUCAUCCCACGGUGGUAAUUAAUGCCGAGUCCAUUGCCGUGGUGCCUACCAUAUUACGCCGUGGAGCUAAAUGGUGGACCGGCCUGGGAAGGAAUAAAAAUUCCGGCACCAAAUUGUUUAAUAUAAGCGGUCAUGUGAAUAAUCCUUGCACAGUGGAGGAGGAAAUGUCUAUGCCAUUGAGGGAUUUGAUUGAAAUGCAUGCGGGUGGCGUUUGUGGUGGCUGGAAGAAUCUCCUAGCAGUCUUCCCAGGCGGAUUGUCUACACCUUUGUUACCCAAAAUUUCCGCUGAGGAGGCGCUAAUGGAUUUCGAUUGUAUGCAUUCAUUGGGCAGUGGAUUGGGCACAGGUGGCCUCAUUGUCAUAUGCAAGGAUUCGGAUCCUUUGGAAAUCAUGCAACGUUCUAUAGAAUUCUACAAGAAGCAGACGUGUAAGCAGUGCACUCCGUGUCGGGAUAGCGCCAUUUGGUUCCCAGAAAUCUCAAAGGGCUUUACCAAAGGUGAAUCUCAUCCGCAUAUGAUAGACUUUAUGGAUACCAUACAAAAGCGAAUGCGGGGUGGUACAUGUAUCUGUGCCUUAUCCGAAGGUCACGCUAAUGUGGCACAUGCUCUGGUUCAGCAGUUUGGUCAACUUAUCGAGCAACGUAUCCUGGAGUACGCCAAGGACUGUUAAGUUUGAGUUGACUCGGAGUUACACUUUGUUUGUCCAAUAAAUUGAAUUUGAAUUGCA